This is a messenger RNA of Nicrophorus vespilloides, 601 nucleotides long. RefSeq names its product serine protease inhibitor dipetalogastin-like. The coding region runs from base 5 to 601 and encodes 198 amino acids. The record is from RefSeq and is a predicted model, not a curated record. Gene Ontology annotation, molecular function: protein binding. The transcript has 2 exons. NCBI's taxonomy places the organism in Eukaryota, Metazoa, Arthropoda, Insecta, Coleoptera, Silphidae.
CAUCAUGAAGACCAUCGCAAUUCUCAUCUCCGUCGUCGCCGCUGCUGUGGCCCUUGAGCCUUGCGUCUGUACCUUCGACUACAGGCCAGUCUGUGGAUCUGAUGGUCGCACCUAUGGAAACUUGUGCGGCUUGAAGUGCGAACAGCGUACAGAUUCCACACUGACUUUGGCCUACCAUGGAGAAUGCAAAGCUGUAGUCGAAAAGAGAUCCGAAGAGCUGUGCUUCUGCACCGAUGAUCUCCGUCCAGUUUGCGGAACCGACGCAGUCACUUACGAUAACCAGUGCCUGUUAGGAUGCGCUCGUCGCACCGACGCCUCCAUAUAUGUGCUGUACGAAGGUGUUUGCAAGAAGAACCAGGAGCCAAUAUGCAUCUCCACAUGCAACAUACAGAACUGGAUGUCAGAGAGAGGUCUGACACUUGCGCCAGAAAAAACAGAAGCGGUGUUACUGAUCGGAAGGAGGAAAGCAAAACCUUUAAAAUAUUCCAUAUCAGGCACAGAAAUAACACCGAAGAAAGUCAUUAAAUACCUGGGGGUCUUCAUUGACAGUAGCCUGACCUAUGCCGAGCAUAUCAGGGCAGUAGCCAUUCUACAGCUGUAA